This is a messenger RNA of Chelonia mydas (Green sea turtle), 2822 nucleotides long. It is a transcript of the gene CA6, whose product is annotated as carbonic anhydrase 6. NCBI's taxonomy places the organism in Eukaryota, Metazoa, Chordata, Testudines, Cheloniidae. The record is from RefSeq and is a predicted model, not a curated record. Gene Ontology annotation, molecular function: carbonate dehydratase activity; zinc ion binding. The transcript is spliced from 10 exons. The coding region runs from base 157 to 1806 and encodes 549 amino acids.
AGACUGUUGCUCUGCAAAACAGUGCUGCUUUGAGCUCUGCGGCAGAAGAGCGUUAAGUGUUAAUAUUUGCAAGGCACUGUUGUAUGGAAGCUCAGAGCCCUGCUCAGGGGGAACAGCCAGACAGGAAAAGUGGCCAGAAAGGUAUAAAUCAAGUGCAUGUCAGAAGCUGACCUCAAGGGCAUUAGUGGAGUAACCUUCUGUUUCAUUCGAAUUGGCAGCCUCUACACUGCAAGAACCAUGAGGAUUCCAGCCACCUUGCUGUACCUGCUCCUUGUGCCUCUCAGCGCUUCUCAUAUAAUGCACUGGACAUACAAAGCAGGAGAGCUGGAUGAAAUGCACUGGGGAAAGCACUUUGCAGCCUGUGCUGGCAAGCACCAGUCCCCCAUUGACAUUCAGAAGAGGAAAGUGAGGUACAACCCGCAACUGACGCAGCUGGAGCUGACUGGUUACGAUGGACCCUUGCAGGGGAACUUCACCAUGACCAACAAUGGGCACUCAGUCCAGAUUGAUUUGCCACCCACCAUGCACAUCACCAAAGGGCUCCCAAGCCUCUUCACAGCUGUCCAGAUGCACCUGCACUGGGGCGGGCUCGACCUGGAGACCAGUGGCUCCGAACAUACCGUGGAUGGAAUGAGAUACUUCGCGGAGCUGCACAUCGUCCAUUACAACUCCGGUAACUACUCCAGUUUUGAAGAAGCAAAAGACAAGCCGAAUGGGCUGGCAGUGCUUGCUUUCCUCUAUGUGGAUGGGAAUUUUGAGAACACCUACUACAGUGAAUUCAUUUCGAACCUGGCCAAAAUCAGGUUUGCUGGGCAGUCAACCAAGCUCAGUUCACUGGAUGUCCAAGCCAUGCUGCCUGAAAACCUCUCACACUUCUACAGGUAUCACGGCUCACUGACCACACCGCCAUGCUCAGAGAGUGUGAUCUGGACAGUUUUUGACUCUCCCAUCAUCCUGUCACACACACAGAUCAAGCUGCUGGAGAAUACCUUGCUGGACUGGCAGAACAACACCCUGAGGAAUGACUAUCGCCACGCUCAGCCUCUCAAUGACAGAGUGGUGGAAUCAUCUUUCAAAGCCAAAGGCGCCAAAGAACUCUGUCUGCCAGAAGAACUCAGCUCAAAACUGGAGCAAAUACACACUCAGCUCCAGGAAAUGAAGAAGCAUCUGCUGGCUGGAGUGGGCCUGACCGGCCUUAAAUCUAGUGCUUUCCCAGCUUUCUACUUUCCCGCUGAAAACAUCAUGAGCUAUGUGGCCGUCCGGCCCCUCCGUGACAUGAAGCUCCAGGCCUUCACCUUGUGCUUUUGGAUCCAAGCCCAGAAUCGAGGCAGUCAGACCAUUCUCGCCUAUUGCACCCAGGAAAGAGACAACGAGCUGGUGGUGACUGUGGGCUCGGCCGUGGGGCUGUGGGUAGGGGGCCGCUUUGUUGAGUUCCCCCUGCACCACAAGUCUGAGGAGUGGCUCCACUACUGCGUGGCAUGGGCUUCCCACUCCGGGGCAGCACAUCUGUGGCUCAAUGGAGUGGUGGGGAGAGAGAUGAACCUCCAGAGAGGGUACGUGAGCCAGGCCGGAGGGACGCUCGUCCUUGGGAAGGACAGAGAUGAGCUCCUGGGGAUCUUCUCCAACGGGUUCUCCGGGUGGAUGAGCCACGUCAACCUGUGGAGCUGGGUCAUCAGCCACGCCGACAUCCGAGCGCUCGCCUUGUGCAGGCGCAGUGAGCUGAAGGGGGACGUGAUCGCCUGGGGGGAGACCCCCAUGAGUCUCUCAGGGGGAGUGGUGCUGGAGUCAGACCCCAGUUGCCAAUGACAGCAGGUUGAAUUGGUCCCCUCUUUCUGAGCAAAUGGGGAAGCACAUUUGUACAGUGUGUGAUUUUUCUAAAGCACCUUGGCUAACUGGCCAUUUCUCCUUCUGCUUUAAGUUUAGAGUCAUUAAACACGCAGGAUAGUGUGACACGCAGGGCCCAGACACCCCUCGGGGAGAAUAGAAGGUUUAAACCCCAAAACAAAGCCGUGGAACCAACAGAUUUUAUACUGUGUUAAUAUGCUAUAAAGGUCUACUGAGUAAGGUCUUUUUUGGAUGCUUGUAAUGUUCUAAAGUCAAUGGUCAUGAUUAUGCAAUAUGUCCACAGACUGUGAUUAUGUAUUUAUGUAUAUAGAAAUCUGUGCUCAUAAUCUAUGGUACAGCUACAACUCCACCUGACAUCCAGGCAGCAGGCAGGGAGGGGCUGCUGCCUCCCGAGACAGCCGAGACUAGCCCCAGCCUUGUACAACCCAGCGAAAGACAAAUGACAGGCCAUUAGAGUUAAUGGGAAGACACAGAUAUCCCAGCUAGAAUUCCUGCCUCGCCAUGAAUAACCAUGAGUCAGCAUGGGGGGGAGCAGGGAGGGAGAGAAGACAAGUCUUAGGGACCAGCUUGUAGAUGGGAGCCUGUCUGUGAACACUGGAUUCCCCACUAAAGCGAGGGGGUACUCUUGGGUACCGUUCCAAGUCCCCAGCAAUAGGUAGCUUGCAGUAGAAAAGGGAUUUUAUCCAAUAUAGAAAUGUAAUGCCUGCAACGGCAUCUUUAUGUCGGUCUACUGUGUGACUUGUAUGGGUUUGCUCUUUCUUACUAUUUUAUCUUUGGAUCUAUGGUUCUUCUAUUAAAUAAACCUCUUGUUUAUUCCCCCCCCACACACACCAGGUCAUUGUGGAGUGUGCACCCCACAGUGAGCUGAUCACUUCGGGGCUGCUUUCACACCUUUGGUAUCCACUGCAUGCAUCCGAUGAAGUGAGCUGUAGCUCACGAAAGCUUAUGCUCAAAUAAAUUUGUUCGUCUCUAAGGUG